GUUGGGCUAUAAAUUAAGAGGCAUGGAGUCAUGAGGUUGGAGUACAGCCUACCACAUACAAAAUACAAACUAGCAAAAAAAUUUCAAGAUGAAGCCCGCAUUCACUUUCUUUCUUCUGUUGUGUCUCUUCUCGUUUGUGAACCUCAACUAUGCAAGAAAGCUACCACAGGACUACUGGAAGAGCAUAAUGAAAGAACAGCCUAUGCCAGAAGCAAUCAGAGGCCUGUUUGUUGAAGAACAUCCGGCAGCUAAUGAUUCUGUAUCAGGUUCUAAAUUUGUAAAGGAUUUUGACACUAGACCUAUUGCUGUAAUAUACCGAAGCAUCCACGGCGAGCUUAAGAAAAUCGAUGGCAAGGACGUGAGAGUUGACGAUCAUGAGAUGAAAGCAGAGAAAUCUUUUGUUGAGCGUAGCAAGCCUGGUAUGGAGAUUCCCACAUAGACUGCUACAACUAGGGAUCAUAAACAGAAGAUCAUAUAUUAAUAUUAUAGAGAAUAUGAGUAGAAAAACACAUGAAUUCGAAAAGGGUUCAUGUGUUUGUAGAAUAUUAAUUAAGCAGUACCGUGUUUGGAGAGAUUAAUUAGUGCAAUAAUAAAAAUAUUAAGUAUUACUUGCUUUGCA
Hevea brasiliensis (rubber tree) is the source of this 619-nucleotide messenger RNA. RefSeq lists its product as uncharacterized. The coding region runs from base 89 to 439 and encodes 116 amino acids. NCBI's taxonomy places the organism in Eukaryota, Viridiplantae, Streptophyta, Magnoliopsida, Malpighiales, Euphorbiaceae. The transcript has 2 exons. The record is from RefSeq and is a predicted model, not a curated record.